Ostrea edulis (European flat oyster) is the source of this 914-nucleotide messenger RNA. Its product is annotated as EKC/KEOPS complex subunit LAGE3-like. NCBI's taxonomy places the organism in Eukaryota, Metazoa, Mollusca, Bivalvia, Ostreida, Ostreidae. Gene Ontology annotation, cellular component: EKC/KEOPS complex. The transcript is spliced from 3 exons. The coding region runs from base 156 to 431 and encodes 91 amino acids. The record is from RefSeq and is a predicted model, not a curated record.
AUUGCCCAUGCGUAAAACCUUUUUCCGGUUUCACUUUCACUUUGUAACAACAAUGUGGAAUUUCAGUUUGCAAUACACCAUAAUCGUUUGUUUGUAAUUUGACUUGCUAUAAGCUCAGUACUUUGUUUUUUAUAUAUAUCAAAGUUAAAUUCAAAAUGACGGAAGAGAAGCUGAAAGUUGAUCUAAGUGUACCAUUUCCAAGUGAGGAGGAAGCACAGAUAGCGCACGGAACUCUCAGUGUCGACGCUGAACCUAAGAGAGGUGGAGUGAAAAAACAACUUACAGUCAAUGGAAAUAUGCUCAAUGUACAUUUUGAAUCACUGGAAGCUCGUAUGAUGCGAGUUGGUGUCAACUCGUUUUUUGACCAUCUAAAUCUUGUGAUUCAGACCAUGGAACAAUUUGGACCGCCACGGAAGAAACCAAAGUCCUGAAUAAAAGUACUGUAAUUUAAUGAUUGAAGAGGAUAUUUUGUGACAGACUACUUCUGACUUUUAAAGAAAGAUUGGAGAAGACUGAAACAUAUUUUACAAAUUUCUCAAAGUUUGCUGACUCAGCCUUUUUCUCCUUUCAAUGUAGGUACAAACAAAUAUGUAUAGUAGCUUAACCAUUUAGCUGGCAUAUUUUAAGUAAAAACCAAAAAAGUACAUAAUUAUACUGUAAAACACUUUUCCAUACUGUAUCAAAACUGGUACUACAAUGGUAAGAAAUUUUGUGUUUACACACAGGAAAGACACUCAUUUUGUAAUAUGAAUUAAAAGUACUACUAGUAUGAAGCACUAUGUGUUUAAGAUUGUGUUACAAUGACGUGUUUGCGUGUACCAAUGUUUGAUUUCGAAGUCUAUACUGGUACUUCGAUAUUCAUCUCUUAGGUCCGUUUUAAGUAUAUAUUUUUUUAAAUAAACUUCUAACAGAUA